GAGAUUUUCAAGGCAACUGCUUGGCAGCUCUGGGACACAGCCAGCGACCGCCCCGUCUGAGUGACCGGUGGCCGGCGGGUUUCCUGGCGGCGGCUCCUGCAUGAAAGGCUUGCUGUUUCCUGCCAGAGCUGCCGGGAUCCCUCCGCGAGUGUUGCAUUUUGCGACUAAGAACAAAACGUCUUCUGUGGAAAGCUGAAAAGAGACGGCUGGGCGGCCCAGGAGACAACCUAGCUUGGUGUCUGGGCCGUUCGUCUUGCUUUGAGGUGGGGAUCGCCUGGCGUCUCCUGGCCGAGGAUCAGGCGCCUGGAGGAGCAGCCACGCACCGACCUGCAGCUGGCCUGUCCCCGCCGCACCUUCAGGAAAUAUAAGAAACGGGAGGACAUGUUACAUCUGGGCAGUUCUUGAAGUCGUGCCAAUGGAAUGGACAGCAGUGGGAGGAAGGCUUGUCUGGGAUGCUGUCUUUCAGGAGCGGGCUGGCCCUGACCAUCGGCGUGCUUCUGGGUUCGAAGCCCUCGGCUUACGGCGAUUUGUCCGCCUCCCGUCCAAACAUCCUUCUUCUGAUGGCGGACGAUCUGGGCAUCGGAGACCUUGGCUGCUAUGGCAACCACACCAUAAGGACGCCAAACAUUGACCGCCUCGCCGCGGACGGCGUGAUGCUCACCCAGCACCUCGCGGCAGCUUCACUGUGCACCCCGAGCAGAGCCGCUUUCCUCACGGGCAGAUACCCACUCCGAUCAGGUAUGGUUUCCAGCACCGGCUCGCGUGUUCUGCAGUGGGUGGCAGCCUCCGGAGGCUUGCCACCAAAUGAGACGACAUUUGCAAAAAUAUUGAAGGACAAAGGCUACGUGACUGGACUUGUGGGCAAAUGGCAUCUGGGUCUCAACUGCGAAUCGUCCGAGGACCACUGCCACCAUCCCCUCAACCACGGCUUUGACCUUUUCUACGGGAUGCCGUUUUCCAUGAUGGGCGACUGUCUGCCCUCGGACAUCUCGGAGAAGCGGGUGAUCCUGGAGCGCCAGGUCAACGUCUGCUGCCACAUCGUGGCCCUGGCCGCCCUCACGCUCGCCCUGGGGAAGCUGACCCGCCUGACACCCGGCUCCUGGACCCCGGUCGUCUGCUCAGCCCUCGCGGCCGCCUUGCUCUUCCUGUGCUCCUGUGUCCUGAGUCCCCUGAUCGCGCACGCGGACUGCUUCCUGAUGCGAAAUCGCACCAUCACGGAGCAGCCCAUGCGCUUCCACCGAACCACGGCCCUUAUGCUCAGAGAGGUCUCCUCCUUCCUCAAAAGAAACAAGCAAGGACCGUUCCUCCUUUUCGUGUCCUUUCUGCACGUCCACAGCCCUCUUAUCACCACAGAGCCCUUCCGAGGGAGGAGCCUCCACGGGCGGUACGGGGACAACGUGGAAGAGAUGGACUGGAUGGUGGGGCAGGUCCUGGAUGUUCUGGACACAGAAGGUUUGAGUAACGGUACCCUGGUUUACUUCUCGUCUGAUCACGGGGGAUCCUUAGAGGCUCACUUUGGAAACCAGCAGUACGGCGGCUGGAACGGGAUAUACAAAGGUGGCAAAGGCAUGGGCGGCUGGGAAGGCGGGAUCCGCGUCCCCGGGAUAUUCCGGUGGCCUGGGGUGCUGCCGGCCGGCCGCGUGAUCCAGGAGCCCACCAGCCUGAUGGACGUCUUCCCCACCGUGGUCCAGCUGGGCGGCGGCCAGGUGCCGCACGACAGGGUGAUUGACGGCCGGGACCUGCUGCCUUUGCUCCUGGGGACCGUUCAGCACUCGGACCACGAGUUCCUGAUGCAUUACUGCGAGCGCUUUCUGCACGCAGCCCGGUGGCACCAGCGGGACCGAGGGACAGUGUGGAAAGUCCACUUUGUGACCCCAGUGUUCCAGCCAGAUGGAGCAGGUGCCUGCUAUAACAGAAUGGUCUGCCCAUGCUUCGGGGACCAGGUCACACACCAUGAGCCCCCUCUGCUGUUUGACCUCUCAAGAGACCCUUCUGAGGCCCACCCCCUCACACCAGACACGGAGCCGUUGUUCCAUCAGGUCGUGGAGAGGGUCAAAGAGGCCGUGCGGGACCACCAGCAGACACUCAGUCCGGUCCCGCUGCAGCUGGACAGGCUGGACAAUGUGUGGAAGCCGUGGCUCCAGCCCUGCUGUGGUCAGUUCCCCCUCUGCUGGUGCGAUCGGGAGGCUGACCCCCAAUAGCUGCCCGACCCAGAAAGCUGGGUUCCUGAUCUUCCCUGCGGUCCAAUAAAAUGUCACUGUGAAGUGACAUCACCG
This is a messenger RNA of Sus scrofa (pig), 2276 nucleotides long. It is a transcript of the gene ARSE, whose product is annotated as arylsulfatase E (chondrodysplasia punctata 1). The record is from RefSeq and is a predicted model, not a curated record. NCBI's taxonomy places the organism in Eukaryota, Metazoa, Chordata, Mammalia, Artiodactyla, Suidae. Gene Ontology annotation, molecular function: arylsulfatase activity.